UUCCCCUGCUCCUUUCCCAGGCCUCGCUUUCCUUUCCGUCCAGGAAAGAUCAUUCCGCUUGUGAUCCCGCUGAGGAAAGAGACUCCGAUGGACUUGCACCGGGCAGCAUUCAAGAUGGAGAACUCGCCCUAUCUUCCCAACCCGCUGGCCUCCCCGGCGCUGAUGGUCCUCGCUUCCACCGCGGAGGCCAGCCGUGACGCCUCCAUCCCGUGCCAGCAGCCGAGGCCUUUUGGGGUCCCCGUGUCAGCGGACAAGGACGUGCACAUCCCCUUCACCAACGGCUCAUACACUUUCGCCUCCAUGUAUCACCGGCAAGGUGGGGUGCCGGGAGCGUUUGCAAACCGUGACUUUCCUCCGUCCUUGCUUCACCUGCACCCCCAGUUCGCACCCCCCAACCUGGACUGCACGCCCAUCAGCAUGCUGAACCACAGCGGCGUCGGGGCUUUCCGCCCCUUCGCCUCCACCGAGGACCGGGAGAGCUACCAGUCGGCCUUUACGCCGGCCAAGCGCCUCAAAAACUGCCAUGACACCGACUCGCCCCACCUGCGCUUCUCGGACGCCGACGGGAAGGAGUACGAGUUUGGGACGCAGCUGCCCUCCAGCUCCCCCGGCUCUCUCAAAGUCGAUGAGACGGGGAAGAAGAUCUUUGCGGUUUCUGGCCUCAUUUCCGACCGGGAGACUUCAUCCAGUCCUGAAGAGCGCAGUGACAGAUAUAGAAGCGACAACCAAAGAGGGCCCCAGGCGUCUGCAACUGCCACUCAUCGUAUGAUUUUAACUCUCCCCCUCUGUAACUGCCAUACAGGCCUGCGUGCACCCCUGCGUCGGCGUCGCAGGCCCCGCGUGCGCCGCUCUGCCUGGGUACCUGUUGCCUCCCCGCCCGGGUACCUGUGCCUGGCGCGCGGCCCGCCGAGCAUCUGUGCCUGCGUCCUGGCCCCCGCAGGCUGUAAAUACUGCCAGUGUGUCGGGGAGGUUGAGCGGUUUAUGGCUCAAG
This is a messenger RNA of Tinamus guttatus (white-throated tinamou), 991 nucleotides long. The record is from RefSeq and is a predicted model, not a curated record. NCBI's taxonomy places the organism in Eukaryota, Metazoa, Chordata, Aves, Tinamiformes, Tinamidae.